CUCCUGAUUACAGUGUGCAUUGCGUACGUUGUAGGUCGAUGCCGUGAGGAUGGAAAAGUGCCAGUCAGUGGUAGUGAUGAAUGGACUGGUGGCGAAUGUAAUGGGUCAAGAAGUGAAUCGGGUGAAGGAUCAAGAGAUGCAUCAGGUAGUGGAUCAAGAGGUGCAUCGGGUGGAGUGUCAAGAAGUGAAUCGGGUGAAGGAUCAAGAGGUACAUCAGGUAGUGGAUCAAGAAGUGAAUCGGGUGAAGGAUCAAGAGAUGCAUCAGGUAGUGGAUCAAGAGAUGCAUCAGGUAGUGGAUCAAGAAGUGAAUCGGGUGAAGGAUCAAGGGAUGGAUCAGGUAGUGGAUCAAGAAGUGAAUCGGGUGAGGGGUCAAGAAGUGAAUCGGGUGAAGGAUCAAGAGGUGCAUCGGGUAGUGGAUCAAGAGAUGCAUCAGGUAGUGGAUCAAGAAGUGAAUCGGGUGAAGGAUCAAGAGGUGCAUCGGGUAGUGGAUCAAGGGGUGCAUCGGGUGGUGGAUCAAGAGAUGCAUCAGGUAGUGGAUCAAGCCGUGCAUCGGGUGGAGGAUCAAGAAAUGCAUCAGGUAGUGGAUCAAGAAAUGAAUCGGGUGAAGGGUCAAGAAGUGAAUCGGGUGGUGGACCACGAAAUGCAUCAGGUAGUGGAUCAAGCGGUGCAUCGGGUGGAGGAUCAAGAAAUGCAUCAGGUAGUGGAUCAAGAAGUGAAUCGGGUGAAGGAUCAAGAGGUGCAUCGCGUGGUGGAUCAAGAGAUGCAUCAGGUAGUGGAUCAAGAAGUGAAUCGGGUGAAGGGUCAAGAAGUGAAUCGGGUGAAGGAACAAGAGGUGCAUCAGGUAGUGGAUCAAGAGGUGCAUCGGGUGGUGGAUCAAGAAAUGCAUCAGGUAGUGGAUCAAGCGGUGCAUCGGGUGGAGGAUCAAGAAAUGCAUCAGGUAGUGGAUCAAGAAGUGAAUCGGGUGAAGGGUCAAGAAGUGAAUCGGGUGAAGGAUCAAGAGGUGCAUCAGGUAGUGGAUCAAGAGGUGCAUCGGGUGGUGGAUCAGGAGAUGCAUCAGGUAGUGGAUCAGGAGAUGCAUCAGGUAGUGGAUCAAGAAGUGAAUCGGGUGAAGGAUCAAGAAGUGAAUCGGGUGAAGGAUCAAGAGGUGCAUCAGGUAGUGGAUCAAGAGGUGCAUCAGGUGGAGUGUCAAGAAGUGAAUCGGGUGGUGGAUCAAGCAGUGCAUCGGAUGAAGGAUCAUCAGGUAAUGAUAUUUCAUGA
Molecule: messenger RNA, 1257 nt
Organism: Anneissia japonica
Lineage: Eukaryota; Metazoa; Echinodermata; Crinoidea; Comatulida; Comatulidae
Product: keratin, type I cytoskeletal 9-like
Exons: 3
Source: RefSeq, a predicted model, not a curated record